CCGAGAGGUUUAAUAGAACCCUUGGUAAUAUGAUCAGAGCCUUGCCACCCCGCGAUAAGUGCAUGUGGCCACGGAUGUUACAAACAUUGACUUUUGCUUAUAAUUGUACUGUCCAUGAGUCAACCGGUUAUGCGCCUUUCUAUUUGAUGUUUGGUCGGAUUCCUCGCCUCCCAGUCGAUGUCAUGUUCCACAAUGUGGAAAGGGAUAAUGAAGUCACGGAUUACCACAGCUACACAAAAAGAGUCAGAGAGGACCUUAAAGAGGCUUUAGCUGCUGCUCAGGCUAAUGCCUACUCCAGCCAGCAACAUCAGGCCCAGUUGUACAAUCUGAAAACAAGGGGCACGGACAUAGUUGACGGGGAUCGAGUACUCUUGGCUAAUAAAGGGGAACGUGGCCGUAGGAAGCUUGCAGACAAGUGGUCUUCUAACCUCUACAUUGUUGUGUCUCAUGAUCCCAGAUGCCAUACUUACCGCAUCAGAGAUGCAGCAACUGGACAAGAGAAAGUAGUCCAUCGCAACUUACUUCUGGCAGCAAACUUCCUGCCACUUGAGUUGGACACAGAGCAAGAGUCGGUGUUUUCCUCUGACAUCACCCCAGAUCCAAGUACUGCUAACGGUGGUGGCCAGGAUGUCUCAGUUGUGUAUACGGAGAGUAAUGGAUUGGACCGCACUGCUGAUUGGGUGGCCAAUACCACCUCAAACCCUGAAGACCUCCAGGAUGCUGAAAGUUGUGUCAGGAAUCUCCAACCAGGAGCAAGCGAUGCUGAGAGUCUUGGAGAGACUAAGUGCCCAGACUCGCCGCAUAACCAGCCAGGAACUGACGAAGAAGCAGUUGCUAUAAGUCCUGGUAGGCCAACAACUCCAACAACUGGUGCUGUAAGUCUUGUCAGAUCCAGGGCUGGCAGGAUAAUCAAACCAGUUAACAGACUGAUACAACACAUGGCACAAAGGAACACACAGACACGUAAUGCAGUCUCUGGAUUUGCAAGGAGUUUAUUUUUGUAGGAGUAAACAACUUUUGUUUGUGAAUGGAGUAUGGUAGUAUUACACCUCUGUAAAUAAGUCCACGCCCAUUAGCUAAACUGCAUGGGAGAGUAACAGCCACCGACUGUGAGAUUGUGUUUACGGCACAAUCUUUUAGCAAGCAGGCAUUGUUGAGUCUGGCCAACUUUCCAAUGUCGCUUUUCCUUUCCUAGAGGAAGACCUUUAAUGUCGCUCAAGUGUGUGUGGUCGUUGUCUGUCAGAUGGCAAGAAUGUUAUUCUGUGUCCAGUCUUGAUUAAUGUUGGGACGGUUUUGAGAAGUUCAGGGGGGAGUAUGUAGCAUGUAAUGUAAUUAUGUAGCAGAAUUAAUUUUAUCUAUUUAUUUUAUUUUUCUUUAUGAACCUUCUCAAAACUAAUUUUCUUUGAAUUGACAUGUCUGUAAUAUAUUAUUUCUGUUUUAUCUUGCUUUCAUUUUUGGCCCCUAGUGUGUAAAAGACCAUCCUCAUCUAUGAAUAUUGGUUUUCCUUUGUUUUUAAUUGUAUUUUGUUUUGGUGGGGAAGCUUUUAUUUUCUUACUUCCUGUUUGUGCGCUACAUCCUGUGUGUUCCCGCUGCUCUCCUCAGUUCGCGCCAAGCUGCGCUGGGGAGAGGGUGUUUGUGGAGAAUCCGGAGCCCAGGAGCUGCUGUGAUUAAAAUGUUCUUGUUUUGAACAGGUAUGUGGGUUGUUUCAGAUUUUAUUUGGAUGUUAAAUUAAUGUAUUUAGCACAUUUCUAUGUUAUGGUGGAAAAUUGUAAUUGUAGGGCAGAUUAUUUCUGUUUAGGUUUUAUUUUAAUUGCUUUGUAUGUCAGAGAAUUUUAGUUUUGUUUAAUGCAUUUCUGUCAGUUCGCGCCAAGCUGCGCUGGGGAGAGGGUGUUUGUGGAGAAUCCGGAGCCCAGGAGCUGCUGUGAUUAAAAUGUUCUUGUUUUGAACAGGAAUAAAAUUAUCCUGAAUCCUGA
This is a messenger RNA of Xiphophorus hellerii (green swordtail), 1973 nucleotides long. RefSeq lists its product as uncharacterized. The transcript has 2 exons. Bases 30 to 1004 code for a protein of 324 amino acids. Gene Ontology annotation, molecular function: nucleic acid binding. Lineage: Eukaryota; Metazoa; Chordata; Actinopteri; Cyprinodontiformes; Poeciliidae. The record is from RefSeq and is a predicted model, not a curated record.